Molecule: messenger RNA, 1682 nt
Organism: Cuscuta campestris
Lineage: Eukaryota; Viridiplantae; Streptophyta; Magnoliopsida; Solanales; Convolvulaceae
Source: the annotation of a GenBank genome assembly
GGUGAUGAGAGAUUUGGGAUCACACACAAUUCCCUAACAUUUUGUACUUUUGUAGUACCAUCACAUAUCACCAUACUAUCAACUUAUCCACACAUAUAUUAAAACAGCCUCCACGUGUCACGAAUCCCAUUGCCCUUUUAUCCAUUAGCUCUCCCUCCAUGCUGCUGUGAUCAACUUCACUUUUCAAGCUCACAAGCCACAAGAAGAAGAAGAAGAAGAAGAAGCAAAAGAUCCAAAGAAGAGGAUAUCCAAAUUCAUGGAGACUGGCGUCACAUGCAGCGCACGUGCACCUAUCCUUCCCAACAUUUCUUCCCAACACCCAGUUGCAUUCUUCAUUCCAAGGCCCAUUUCUCCAUCAUCAAGAAACUGGAGUGUGAAAAAGACUUCCUUUUUGGGAGAUUCAGUGUGGGUCAGGCCCAAAUCUUUUUCACGAAGGGUCCCAAGGAGAAAGAACACUUCCCUAGGGGCUAAAUGUGAAAUUGGGGACAGUCUGGAGGAGUUUCUUGUGAAAUCAACCAAAGAUAAGGGGCUUACCAGGCUAAUGGUGUGUUUAGGGGAAGCACUUAGAACAAUUGCCUUUAAAGUUAGGACAGCUUCUUGUGGAGGAACUGCUUGUGUCAAUUCAUUUGGUGAUGAACAACUGGCUGUUGAUUUGCUUGCUAAUAAGAUCCUCUUUGAGGCCUUAAGAUACUCACACUUCUGCAAAUAUGCUUGUUCUGAAGAAGUCCCCGAGCUCCAAGACAUGGGAGGCCCGGUCGAGGGUGGAUUUAGUGUGGCUUUUGAUCCGCUUGAUGGUUCGAGUAUCGUGGACACGAAUUUCACGGUGGGGACCAUAUUCGGCGUGUGGCCCGGGGAUAAGCUAACCGGGGUUAAGGGAAGAGAUCAAGUUGCAGCUGCAAUGGGGAUAUUCGGGCCACGGACCACGUACGUUCUUGCUCUUAAAGAUGUCCCUGGAACACAUGAGUUCCUCCUCCUAGAUGAUGGGAAAUGGCAGCACGUCAAGGACACGACAGAGAUUGGAGAAGGGAAAAUCUUUUCCCCGGGGAAUUUGAGAGCCACAUCUGAUAAUCCUCAAUAUGCUAAGCUGAUUGACUAUUAUGUGAAGGAGAAGUACACCUUGAGAUACACCGGAGGAAUGGUCCCCGAUGUAAACCAGAUAAUAGUGAAAGAGAAGGGCAUAUUCACGAACGUGGCAUCGGAAUCGGCGAAAGCGAAGCUGAGGUUACUGUUUGAGGUGGCGCCGUUGGGGUUCUUGGUGGAGAAGGCGGGAGGGUACAGCAGCGACGGGAAGCAGUCGGUGCUGGAGAAGGUGAUCGCAGGCGUCGACGACCGGACUCAGGUGGCGUACGGAUCCAUGAAUGAGAUCAUCCGGUUCGAGGAGACACUAUGUGGGUCCUCCAGGCUUAAUAAUAAUAAUAAUAAUAUGGCUCCUUAAUUUGCCACAAAUCAUUCUGAAUGCUCCCUGUAAAUAUGCUCUGUGAACGCAACAUAUUCAAUUUAUGCUUGCUGUGUUUUGCUCUCUAAACAGUUUGCCAUGCUCUAUACUCACAUAGGAACCACAAAUAUUAACCCAACCUCUUAUUGACUCAAGUCUCAAUGUGAAAAUACUGAGUUUUGAGGAAAGAUAUGGAGUAUAUGUUAAUCAGAUCUGAAACCGCCCGCAAAAAAUGAGACAAACCAUU